CAAGCCGAUCUACGUGGGUAUGUGCGUCCUCGACAUAUCCAAGAUCUGCUUGUAUGAAUUUCACCAUGAAUAUAUGCUACCCCUGUACAGAGACAAGUGUAAAAUUAUGUACACCGAUACGAACAGUCUCAUAUACCACGUCGAGUGUGAGGAUGUAUACGAGACUGUGAAAAGCGAUAUACGCAGAUUCGACACGAGCGAUUAUCCAGAUGACAACGCGUACGGUAUACCGCAUGCGAAUAAGAAAGUCCUCGGGCUCAUGAAAGAUGAGAAUAAUGGAGCAAUUAUGACCGAAUUCGUCGGACUCAGGGCGAAAAUGUAUGCUUUGAGAGUAGACGGUAAAAGCGACACGAAAAGGGCGAAGGGGGUUAAAAGCAUCGUGGUAGCGCGAACAAUAACUUUUGACGAUUACAUGCAA
Messenger RNA from Vollenhovia emeryi, 418 nucleotides. RefSeq lists its product as uncharacterized. The record is from RefSeq and is a predicted model, not a curated record. The transcript has a single exon. The annotation marks the transcript as partial. Lineage: Eukaryota; Metazoa; Arthropoda; Insecta; Hymenoptera; Formicidae.